This is a messenger RNA of Carica papaya (papaya), 426 nucleotides long. RefSeq lists its product as uncharacterized. The record is from RefSeq and is a predicted model, not a curated record. NCBI's taxonomy places the organism in Eukaryota, Viridiplantae, Streptophyta, Magnoliopsida, Brassicales, Caricaceae.
AUGGCCAUAGCCAUUACUAGCACUCUUGGUGACAAAUUAUCAGAGCAAAGUUUCUCUUUUGAAAACAACAAUAAUGGUAGUUAUUCUGGUCUUCGUCGAGUUGAUGAUGUAAAAGGACUAACUUCUCUACGAGGAAUAGGCCGUGUUCUAGCACAGAGGACUCGGGCAACAACAUGUGACAAAUACCCUAGGAUUUGCCUUGCGACGGGCAGUCCAGGACCUGAUUGCUGCAGAAAGAGAUGUGUAAAUGUAAUGAGAGAUAGGCUCAACUGCGGAAGAUGUGGUAAGAGGUGUAAGUAUUCCGAAAUUUGCUGUAAGGGUAAGUGUGUGAACCCAAUGUUGGACAAGAAAAACUGUGGAGGUUGCACUAAUAAUUGCAAGAAAGGCAGUUCAUGCCUCUAUGGAAUGUGUAGCUAUGCCAAUUAG